CCCUCAGAUAGCACAGAGUGUACUGGGGAGCAGAAGCAUUGGUACUAAAGAACGGCUGAACAGAUAACACAUUACUAUGGAUGAUUUUGAGUAUAGCAUCCAAAUCUCAGAGCUCGACUGGGACUCCUUCUUCCAAGCAUGUGAAGAGUGUGACAUUUUGCCCCCAGGUUUAGCGGGCCCGGAUGACUCAGGAAUGAGUGACAUGGAUGACAUCACAAACCAGCGAACACGGCCUGCCACACAGACCCCCUUGUAUGAUCCGGAGAUUGGAAUUGAUGGCUCGCCUAUCAGUGAAGGCUCUCCUGUGGAGCUUUACCUAAGCAAAUAUGGCUUGAGGAGCCCAGAUCAAGUUCUCUCUGGCAGUGAGGAUGACUUUCACUUGGAGGCUGUUAAUGUGUUCUUUGAGAGUUUAAAAAGUGUCUCAGUGACUGAGGAUCACACAAAUUCAGGUGGCAAAAUGGCUGGCCAUUUUGAGGGAACUGAUGUAAAAGAAAAUGUUAAAGACAUGGCAGUGUCUGUAGGAAAAGCACAGUCAUGUAGAAACCUGAUGGCACAGAGAAAUGACUGUCAUACCUAUAUAUAUACUGAGUCUACAGGUGAUGAUUUAGACCAAGAAAUACGUAAACCUUGUCCUGAAACAAAACUGUUUACCAGAGAAGAAGACUGGUCUCCGGAUGUAUUGAAAGAGGGAGAUAAAAGGGAAGCUAGGAUAUUUGAAAGGAGUCCAUCCAAUGUUAUGGUCAAUGGGAAAGAGCUAGCAGGACCAAACCAAGUCAAGGAAGCAAAUUCUCAGCUAGUAACAUGCAAUAAUUCUGACAUGUUAGUAGUUCAGGGUCAAGCUUCUAACAUUACUCCAAGAAGGCGACGAAGAAAGAAAAAGAGAAUAAGUGCAGACCUGGCGGAUAUGGAUCCAGGAAAUGAGGCUCAAUUGCCAAGCAAAGUAAGUGACUCUGAUGACGACAUGUAUGGGAGAAGAGGACAAAUGGAUCGAGACACUUAUAGUGCUGGAUACUGUGCAACUGUUUCUGAGGCAGCUUCUGCACCUCAUGACUCUAUAUCACAUCCAAAGAAAAUUUCAGAUAAUUUUUCUGUAUUUUCUCAGUUAGCCCCAAUGAAGAGAGAUAUCAGGAAGUCUACACUAGUAAGCACUAAUUUACAAAAAGAGCUCAGUAAGAGAGCAAUAACAGUUGCUCAGAGCAUGAGAGAAAUGGACAUAAUGUCUGAUAUUAAUCUGACUAAGAAACUAGGAGAAAGUGGGCAGCUUGGCAUGAGAGCAGAUCUCAAAUCUUCUGAGCCUGGUGUGUUUGUUACAGAGACACUUCAAAAUGAUGAUCAUCUAUCAGCACACACUCGUAGAGAUAAUGUAGGAAAUCCUUUACAGCUUAACAACCAUUUGCCAUCAGAAAUGCUAGUAUCUAUUGCCCCCUCUAAUGUAUCAAAGAAUGGGAGAAAGCCUGAAAGCACAGAAGAUCUUCCUAAAUUAUCAGGCUCAGAUCAAAAAAAUAAUGUCAAGUUACAAACAAAUACUGUAGGAUUACAAGUAGCACCUUUGAUACCAUCGCACAAUGUUGUUUACUCAGUGUUACCACAGAAUCAAUUUGAAGAUAGAGUGACGUUAUCAGACUUUCAGUUUGAUGGGUCUAGUGCAGUAGGUCGGAGGAAAACCUCAAUUUCCUGUGUAACACUUCCUGAGUUAACAGACAAGACUCUUUUCUCAGCAUCGUACAAAAACAGUGAAAAGAAAGAGAAUUUACCUUCUGUUUUUCAAGAUGAAGUCUCUUAUGAACGCAAAACUGAUGAUUUGCAAGGUAAGGGUUGUCUGUCAGAAACAGCUCAUUUCCAGUCAUUGAUGUGUGAACAUGUAAAUAAGGCCCAAAUAAGUCACCAGAAUGGUCACACAAGAAAAAUUAUUCCAGCCCAAAUAUCAAAGGCAGAUGAAAUCAAGGAUGCUUUAUUAGUUGAACCAAAAGCAGAAAUUAUAAACCAAAACCUGGGAAAAAUGCCCGGCAAUUCGAACACAUCUUUAAGUUCACAAAGUGAAGAAUUUCCAGAAGAGAACUCCCAGUGUUUAAGAUUAAAGAAUGUAGUUGAGAGCAUUAAUGUAAAUUCUUUUGAACUUCUGACCCAUGGCAUCAAAGAGGACAGAAAUGAGCAACUGUUUCUUAUGGGGCAAACCAAAGAAUGCAAGCCUCUGAGACACACCACAGAACCAGACAGUCAACUUUCAGAUGACUCAAAAUUAGAACCCACCCUGUCUCAUAUUCUUACCAGUGAAGAACAAAAAGAUCAAACUGAAGACCAUGACCUGUCACCCACUAUAGCUGUACAGCAUCCACCAUGUUCUCCUCCUCUUGAGUCAACAGAGUCUAGUAAAAGUCUAGAAAAUUUAUAUCCUGAUUCUGUAAGUCAACCCACACCUCCUAUAUAUGCUAUAUCUUCAUUCUGGAACGAAAUGGAAAAGCUUACCAUAAAUGAUAUUUUGCGACUCCGUCUGGUUGGCCAGGCUCAUCACCCCGGUGUGCUACUCCAGCCAGGAGAGAGCAGUAUUGCAGAGGGGUCUAAUGCAGCAGAUUCAGGGUACUUAACACACACAGACGAAUCAAAGUCUGACCAAUUUAGUGAGAAUAUCUCAUUCACAUCUGAUUUUGAUGGAGAGCUAUCUUCAGAUACAGCCAAACUAGAUGAGGGGGCACAAGAGUCUUCUAAAACAACAGGCAUUAUUUGGGAAAGUGACCCAAAUCUGUCUGGAACUACAAUUGAAAUGGAAGAUGUGAAUAAUUUGAACACAGCCAAUACAUCGCCUCUUUUUAGAAAUAAUUCCAAUCAUUGCUUCAGGAAGAUGUGUAAAAAUAUUAGUGUCCAGAACUUGCAAGCUCUUGAAGGCCAAAACCUUGGAAAAAAAGAAAUGAGGAAUUUUUCUGUCCACUCCACCAAUUCUGCUUACCCCACACACUUUGAAGUUGAGGAUGACAAUGUAGAUCCUUUCAAUCAAGUUGAAACGUCAUCCCCAGUUUAUCUCUCUGAUGAGGAGGAGGAGCUAGACAGCCCUGGCAUCACUUUCUCAGAGAUCUUUGAGUAUCUGUUUGGUACGGAUGAAUCAAAACAACCUGCCUCUGAGGCUGUCCCUGUAACAGCUUCUAAUGUCAGUGAUAGUGGGACCUCUGUCCUUGAGAUGUAUGAACAUUUCUUUUCAGAAUUUGAGCCUGAAAGUUUAUUUUACCCACUUGCGAGUAACCACAGUAGUACUACUGAUGACUUAGUUCCUAUCUUCUCCUCCUCACGCUCAGCAACCAGGAAUGUAGAGUUCCCUGAUGCGUAUGAUUACUUUUUCCCAGAUUCACCUGUUCACUCAGAUGAAGAUGAAGAACCUGAGCAUGCAGUUAUACGCGUGGUCACGCGAUAUGAUCGCAUGCCAUCUGAGAACCAUAAUUCUGUGGCAGCCUCAGACCCAUAUGAACACUUUUUACCUGAGAAAGGUAAAGGUUGGAACUUCAUGUGGACAAACCCUUUUUCUUUCAGAAAAUGCUUUAAAGGUUUCACAGGGCCACCUGAGGGGUCCAGUGCUCAGGCUCUGACUCCUGUAAAACAUUCUAGUAGGACAUUACAUGGAGGAAUUCAAGCUAUAAACAUAUUAGCUGCUGAUGGGAGCCCAUUUCCAGACCCGCUGAUUUUCAGCCUGGAGAACCGCAUCUUCAGACAGCUGGUAGACCAGCAGAAGAUAUGUGCAGAACUGCAAACAGCUGUUGCUGAUCCAAGGCUGGAUGCACCACUUUUGCCCAUUAAACAGGCAGAUAUGUGCCUGGUUUGCAUUGCCUUUGCCUCAUGGGUCCUAAAGUCGGUCAACCCUCAAGGAUCUGAUUCAUGGAAAGCUGUUCUGUUGGCAAAUGUAAGUGCUAUCUCUGCCAUCCGAUACCUACGGAGAUUCACGAGGGAUGAGGCGACAAAGAUAUCUCCACUGCGUCAGAUCAAGCCUGCGUAAACCUGACCACAGGCCUCUGAGUGUUGCCAGGUCACCUUUCAGUCAGUCACUCCUCUUUCCUAUGUAACCCAACCCAAAGCCAAUAAUACAUAUACGCUGUGUAUGCAAAAAUAUCAUGUGAUUAAUUAAUAGCCUAUAUCUAAAGGGUGCUCGUUGGACCAAGACAACGGGCAUUAGCUUUCAUAUCCUUCAAGGAACACAUCAUAACCUUGCAGUAUAAUAUAAAAUGACCAAACCUUAAGAUUUCAUGAGUAGUGCAAUACAGUUUUGCAAAAAGAGCCAGGUAAGUUUUUAAUUGUUAGUUAAUGAAAAUAGGUUCUUUUAAACUGACCAAUCCUGUGGUAAAAUGUAUACUAUAAAUUAUAGUCAAAGCAACUGAAUUUGGUAGAAUAUAACAAUAUAACAAUAUAAUAAGGUAAGUGAGUUAGGAAAGUUGUACAAUGGCUCUUAAAAGUGAAUUAAAUUAAAUGAAGGCAAAGCUUAAAUCUGGGUCCAAGCACAAAAAUAAAAAAAAAUGCUUUCAGUUGUGCCACAUUGUACACAGCUACAUUUAAACGAUAUAAUUUAAAUUAGUUUUAAUCUCUAUAGUCGUUGAAUAAAGUUUCUUAUGGAGCAAAUACAGCUAUGUGAUAUAAAUACAUGUAUUACAGUAUACACUGUAUACAGUAAUACAUGUGAUAUGUAUUACUGUUUAAG
This is a messenger RNA of Clarias gariepinus (North African catfish), 4675 nucleotides long. It is a transcript of the gene perm1a, whose product is annotated as PPARGC1 and ESRR induced regulator, muscle 1. Bases 77 to 3979 code for a protein of 1300 amino acids. Gene Ontology annotation, cellular component: cytoplasm; nucleus. Gene Ontology annotation, biological process: regulation of DNA-templated transcription; response to muscle activity. The record is from RefSeq and is a predicted model, not a curated record. Lineage: Eukaryota; Metazoa; Chordata; Actinopteri; Siluriformes; Clariidae. The transcript is spliced from 4 exons.